CUCUAUUGUGUUGGUGAAAUGGGAAUGUGUGUGUGUGUGUGUGUGUGUGUGCUGUUCCCGCCCACACACACACACACACACACACACAGACCCGGCUCAGAUUCUCUGUCAGACGCGUGUAUUUGAGCUUCUUUCGCGGAUUGGUUCUUCUGGACAGUUCCUCGGUUUGUGGAUGAGAUGUUUGUGUCCGUGGCUUUGCUGGUUUUAAUUCAGAGUGCGACCGUCGUCCCUGUCACUGUCACCAGCCGCAGUCCUGGAGUGGAAGUGCGUGAGUUCUCAGAUGCUGUGCUCUCCUGUGAGUUCAGUACAGAAAACGAGAAGAAUCCUCGCAUCGAGUGGAAGAAGAUCGACAAGCAUGUGGCCCUUGUUUAUUUUGAGAGCCAUUUUACAGAGUCGCUUCAGGACCGUGCAGAGAUCAAUGGUGCGACUGUGACAUUGAAAAAAGUGACUCGGAGUGACGCGGGCACUUACCGCUGUGAGGUCAGCACUCCGAAGGACACCAUCACACUGGGGGAGAUCAACGUCACACUGACAGUGCUGGUGCCUCCACACACACCUUCAUGUGAUGUGCCCAGCUCGGCUCUGACGGGCUCUCUGGUGCAGCUGCGCUGUAGGGACCAUCAAAGCGUCCCAGCCGCCGUCUACACCUGGUACAAAGACAACCGCGCUCUGCCCAUCCAUCAGCCCAACGCCACAUACACCAUCGACGAGAAGACUGGUGUACUGAUGUUCCAGAAGGUCAGCAGAGCUGAUACAGGUCAAUAUCACUGUGAGGCCAAAAACAGGGUGGGACCCGGAAAGAGCUGCUCGGGGACACGCAUGCAGAUUGAUGAUCUGAACGUGGCGGCGGUGGUCUCUGGAGUGCUUCUUCUGGUUCUGCUGCUGUGUCUGUGUGCGUUUGGAGUGUUUUACGGCCGUCGGCACGGAUUCUUCAGCCGACAGAGAGGAAGGUCGUUCUGGAUCACACAGUGUCACAGCGCUGCACACAUUAGCAGCCAAAACCUCCACAGAACCGAACACACUCCAAAUACAGUCUACAGUCAUCCUCCCAAAGAAGAACCUCAGGAUUUCAAGCACACUCAGUCGUUCAUGCUGUGACCCCGAUGCCUUAAACCAGUCCAAGCGAUGACCUUUGACCCCCACCGUGCCUUUACUUCAACUCAAUCAUGUCUGGAUCUACUGUGUGUGGACUGGGCCGAAUAGCUGUAUAUUUGAUCAGGAUUUGUGUGUUUUUUUAUAAAAAUAACUGAUUUUAUCUGAACUGGAGCAUUUAUUGCCGUUUUUUAUACUUGUUUUUUGCAUUCAAUAGUUUUAAUGAACUAUAACUCUGGAGCAAAUAUUAAAGUGUUUUGACGAUGAA
Molecule: messenger RNA, 1360 nt
Organism: Carassius auratus (goldfish)
Lineage: Eukaryota; Metazoa; Chordata; Actinopteri; Cypriniformes; Cyprinidae
Product: junctional adhesion molecule B-like
Exons: 11
Coding region: 178-1098 (306 amino acids)
Biological process (GO): leukocyte cell-cell adhesion
Cellular component (GO): tight junction; protein complex involved in cell adhesion; cell surface
Source: RefSeq, a predicted model, not a curated record